AUGCGGUCACGAACAAGCAGUGUCUCCAGCGACUAUGGAGAUGCUCCUCUGGUUGAGCGGUCUGCCAACAUGCAAGGUGGCGGCUAUGGUGCGCCUGGAAAAACAGCCAAUAUACCAGUACCCCCCGCAUUCAAGUAUAGGGAACAGCAACCUGCAUAUCCAAACAUGCCUAAUGGAUAUGAUUCCAGGCCACGACCUCCAUAUGACCCAAGGCAAGCAAACCUAGGACCAGGCAACCCCAACAUGGCGCGCAACGGCAGCCCUCACAUGAACCAACAAAGGCCGGGCGCACCUCCAGAUGCUUACCAGCGAAAUCAAAACGGACAACAAAGAAUGAAUCCGAAAAUGAAUCCCAAUGGUAUGAUGAACAAUGGUAGCCCUAGCGCCUCCUCGAGAAUGCAUACCAAUGGCAGCCCGGGUACCCACCCAAGAAUGAACCACCAAGCCAACAAUGCCAAUCCUGGUAUGAAUGGAGGUCACCGGCCAAAUGCCAAUGGGCAAUAUGAUGCCCGAUACAAUGCGGCGGCACAACAAGACAAUGGUAACAGAUAUGACGCUGAUUACUAUGCUGAGUACGGGGCGUCCUCGGAACCUAGGUACAAUGGCAGUGGCAGUGAUGAUUAUGCUUCGCAAAACAAGUCAGAUUACGGAUCCAAGGGAAAUGCUGGAUAUGGAGCUGUUGAUUAUCAAGGAUACGGCUCUAGAAAUGGUAACGACUAUGGCUAUAACGCCAACACUGACAACGCCGCGGCCAACACCAAGUACAAUGCGGACUACUAUUCUGAGUACAAUACUUCCAAUGACUAUGGCGACCAUGGCGGCGACUAUACGUCGAACCAGAACAAGGCACCAGGGACUGGGUAUGGUAACGACUAUCCCACAAACAGUUACGGUGGCAGGGGCUACGGGGAGAUGAACAAGCCUGCAUAUAAUGCACCAUAUACGUCCACCGCGAAAGACUAUGGCAAGGACCAAGCCCAUACCUCUGAGGGUAAUUACUCAUCAAUGUAUAGACAAGAUGUGCCCAAACCAAACCAAGCGACGGCUGAUUCACCUUCUACAACACAAUACUCGCAAAAUGGACAAUAUGGCUCUCCGCACGGUGGGAACGGCUCUGAUUCACAACCGUACGGUGCCCCAAAUCCUUCAACGCCUCAACAUAAUCGGACGAACAACUCCAACGCAUACACGGCGCAAGUCAGUUCACCGUAUGGAAAUGAAUCAAAUGAUUAUUAUGAAGGUACCGCUACUGCAACUGCACAAGUGUAUUCACAGGGCAGCGCCAAGGUCAUUUCCACAGGUAGCUCAACCUUGACCGUGAAGCAGGGGGCAGAGCAGAAUGAGCAGACCCAGCCACAACAAGAGGAAGGCCAGAGUCCAGUGGUCCGCUCUGAAGCUGAUACCCAGCGCAUGCUACAGGAGCAAAAGAAGCUAGAUUUGGAGCGGCUUCAAAAGCAGCUCGAGACACUUCCUCCGAAGGCGAAGAAGCCUGUGCUAGAAAAACUGGCCAUAUUUGGCGCCAAAGCGAAGAAGCCUAUGCCUAGCCAACCAAACACGCCUAGUACGGUGAACACCACUGUGUUUUCUCCUACCAUGAGCCGUGGUAGUAGCGUGGAGACCUCACCUCCCGAUAUCCUCCCAAACGGUUCCGAUGAACUGCCAAUAACCAAUGCCACCGUUAGCGAUGCUGCGUAUGCAUCCGCGAGCGCUGCUAAACGAUAUGUUACUGUCAAGUGCAUGACUUCUAGUAUUACCCUGCCCGUUACUGCUGAGACAACAUCCACUGAUAUUCUUUGGGCCGCCGCCAAGGGGUUUCGCCAACAUGUCAGCCCGGCAACAUGUCUUUUGAUGGAGUGUUUUGUUAGCCUAGGUAUCGAAAGGCGUGUUCGGCGAUAUGAGCGCAUCAGUGACAUCAUGAACAGCUGGGAACGCGACUCUGAGAACUCACUACUCAUCAAGCCGUCUGGAUCAGGCCAGAGCGAUUUCGAUCUUGAUAUUGCUGCCGUGUCUAGGUCUAGUGAGGGUCCUAAUGGGUUCAACUUGCAAUUUUACCAUGCGACAAACCCAACUAAGUGGAACAAGCGCUGGCUGUCGCUGCGACGAAAUGGUACCCUCGUUGCAGGCAAACGAGAAGACUUUAAUGCUUCGGAUCGAGAUACAGUCCCUCUGUGCACACUAUCUGAUUUUGACAUUUACUAUCCUAAAGAGUCAGAGCUUCGGCAAAUCAGGCCCCCAAAGCAUUAUUGCUAUGUGGUUAAAAGUCAACAAAGGCGAUCUCAGUUUCCCGAAUCCGGUGGCAACUACAUCCAUUUCAUUUGCACUGAUGACGAAGCUACGGCACGCCGUUUCCACGAAGUUCUCCAUGGUUGGAGAAGCUGGUAUUUGGUUAAUCAGCAUCUAAAACUGGAACAUAAGCCUUCUACUUCGACGACAAACAGUCCCAUGGCGUCCAAGCCCAUGAAUGCCUACGGUAGUGCACCUCGCAACCACGAGCCUGUUAUCGAAGAAAAGAAUUUUGAUGUCGGAAACCUGGAUCUUAGCGGAAUCGACAUUUUUGCACCAAAGAAGGAACCUCCUAAGGAGGAACUCCUCAGUGCCAUGAAUUACAACGCCAUGGGUCAAAGGUAUUCACCACUUGUACCCCCAGCUCCCAGUAGCGCUCCAAGUUAUGAUACCGACGCCCAUGGUGCUGGAUCAGGCCAGGCAAAUGGCCAUGCUGUAGGCGUGCGAUACGCUGAUAUACAGCCUGGGGUAGUGCACAGAAUUGAAAAGGCCAACUCCAACGCAAAGAGCAAGAAGAGCGCUGGAUUCUCGCUUGGUGGACUGCUAGGCUCAAAGUCGAAGAAGCAACAGGAAGAUGAAGAGGAGGAGAUUGAAGAAAGCUCCUUUGUCGUCCAUGUACCGCCUCCUCCUCCUGUUAUUGAAUUGCCACCACCACCUCCUCCAGAGCCCGAAUCAUGGUUUCCUUCGGCAACCGCACACUCGGCUUCCACACGCAGCCAAUCUGCACAACCAGUCAUUCAUGUUGCACACAAGGUCAUCAUCAGUGAUACACCAGCGGAAGUAGCCGCGGGCGCAUGGAUCAACUUUGACGAGUUGCUCGCUGACGACCCACCGGUUCGUCCGGCUGUUUCCGAGUUCACAUCCAUCUUAGAUGCCCAAUCGCCAGCGUCGGCACCGCCAACCACUCCGUAUAAUCAGCACAUGGCGUAUGAUUACAACAGCCCCAUUCAAAACCGUCGGCAUAGUCCAGCCCAAGACCACUACAACUCCUCUCCUAUGCCACAACAAGGUGGAAGAGACUACCAAGCACAGACCAAUCAACACCGAGGCAAUUACUCUCACCCUCGAGCCCCCCAACCUCAUCCACAACACCCACAGCACGCACAUCAGCCUCACCCGCAACAUCCCCAUGCGCAACAGCAUCAUGCGCAUCACCAAGCUCAGCAGCAGCGCCAUGUUCAAGGGGCUCAUCCCAAUGGAAAUUAUGCCACUGCUCAAGAACCUCAUGCCGUUUCCUCGCCAAUGGGAAUGAGACAGCGUAGCAAGUCGGCUGCCAACGUACCUCCAGGCGCAGCCGGCGCCAUGCGCGCUCGCCCUGCCCAAGUGGAAAGGCCCCCUGUUCCUACUAUGCCAGCUGAUUCUUACAUGGCCGCACCCGUCAAUAAUCCCUUUACUCGAGGCCGAGAUCGUCGCCCCCGAUGA
Messenger RNA from [Torrubiella] hemipterigena, 3705 nucleotides. The record is from the annotation of a GenBank genome assembly. Lineage: Eukaryota; Fungi; Ascomycota; Sordariomycetes; Hypocreales; Clavicipitaceae.